CGGCGGGGACCAACGUCGAGCCCAUCGUAAAUAAAGAAAAUAGGGAAGAGGACAAUUUUCUGAUUUACAGAGAAUAUGCCAAGACGACAUUUUCCUGAUCGAGGGACCAUAUACCAAAAAGCAAACAACUCAAGCGCACGCUCCUGUGAAGAAAACUUUCGAACCGAGCAUUUCAUAUUUGUUUGUAAAGGAGAUAACAAUAGCUAGUUGGAUGCAUUUUUACUUUACGUUUCGACGCGUGCUUUGAACGGAGCGCGGUCCCUAGUGACGGCAAAAGAAUGGGACGGCGUGGUAAUGUGGCGGCAGCCACUGCGGAGUUACAAUUGCGUUGCGCCAUUUUCAUGGCACCCUGACGACUCUCUCUCUCUCUGCUUGGGGAUUCGCACCGGCCCAUGGACUUUACAGUUGGGGAGGCACUGGAAUUUGUGUCGAUUUCAUGUUGCAAUCGUCGAAAAGUGAUCGGUAACUCGAUGGUCACGCUUUGAAUAAGCGUCCUCUUUUCUGGUCCACCUCUCCCUCUGUUUUUGUCUUGAACCUCUGGCUGUCGUUUGCCGGUUUGCUCUGGAUUUCUGGAUAUUUCUUGCGCUCGGCUUUCUUCUCUGCUCUCUUUCUUGGCCCUUUUCCAUCUCCCCUUGUUUCUUUCUGGCCAAUUUUGGGGGAGGCCUGACUCGCGAAUUAGACAUCGCUGCACCGUUCUGUGUGCAAGACGAUGGGAUUUGGUCCAUGAUGGCGGUGCGAGAAAGACAACGACCGUCCCCUAAUUACAUGAUUUCGCUGCUUUUCGGAGGAGAUAAGGCGGGGAAGGGGAGGGAGGGGGAGGGAAGCUUGUCAAUGCCCGCGGAGUCGAGGAACCAUCGCGGGCCGACUCGCCGGUUAGACCGGCUGAACGCAUUCAAUAACAUCGACUAUGACGCCUCCUCCUUCUCGCCUUCGCCGGCGUCGUCGCCCGCGCGGCACAGUCGGUUUCGUGAUUCUGACGUAGCGCUGCACCCGGAAAUCACUAGCUUCCGCGUUGCCGACGGAGAUUUUGAGGCUGUCUGCGAGAAGAUUGGGGUUUCUUGUGCGGAUGAUUUCGGCAUACCUCUCGAAGAGUGGAAGGCGAGCAGGAUGGGCUACGACACUCCUCCGACCUCGCGACUUGGGUUCAAUUUGGAGGACAAAAUGGAGAUGGCACGGACCCGGCAGGAAACCAGGGUCGAUAGGUUGGAGAGGCCUGCGGUCGCGGAUGGGAAAGAUAGGGUCUCAGGAAGACGGGGGACGGCGGGUCCGGUGGACAAGUUGCCGGUUUCGGCGUUGCCGUCCCGAACUUCACGUCCAGAGAAUGGGAUCAAGGGGUUCAGGCCGCCGGUGUUCGUCCCUGCACCUCCGACGCCGUCGAUGGUGAUGAGUAAACGUUCCUUGAGAUCAGGUAUGAUUGGCAGGGAGGAGGACAAGGACGGAGUGAGGGAGUCAUGGGAGACCAAAGGUGAGAUAGAGGAGAAGGAAGAGGCGGUUUCAGAUCUGGAGCGAGAGAGUGAGGAAGUACCGCGCCAGAGUGCCGUCCUUGCAGCCUGCUGCUCGUUCUCAACUUCGAACGACGGCGAUGAUGCGUCAAGCACAACGACAGAGUCCCCAACGUUUUUUGUAUCACCAAAUGCGAGAUUCAAGCGCGAGAUAAAGUCGUGGCAGCGAGGAGGAAUUCUUGGGAGCGGAUCGUUUGGCGUGGUAUAUGAAGGAAUCAGCAAUGAUGGCUUUUUCUUUGCGGUAAAAGAAGUUUCACUCCAUGGUCAAGGUGGCAAGGACCAACUUAGUCUACUUGAACAUGAAGUUGCUCUGUUGAGUCAAUUUGAACACCAGAACAUUGUUCGAUAUCUUGGUACGGACAAGGAGGAUGGUAGACUUUAUAUAUUCCUUGAACUUGUGACACAGAAGUCUUUGGCAUCCCUGUAUCAAAGAUAUCACCUUCAAGAUUCUCAAGUGUCUGUUUACACAAGGCAGAUCUUGAAUGGCUUGAAGUAUUUGCAUGACAGGGGUGUGAUACACAGGGAUAUCAAAUGUGCCAAUAUUUUGGUGGAUGCAAAUGGCAUGGUGAAGCUUGCAGAUUUUGGAUUGGCAAAGCAGGUAGACAAAUUACAGGUGUUGAACUCUUGCAAAGGAAGUGCGUAUUGGAUGGCCCCUGAGGUCGUAAAUCCUGACAAGCCAUAUGGGCUUUCAGCUGAUAUAUGGAGCCUCGGUUGCACAGUUCUGGAGAUGUUAACUGGUCAGGUUCCAUAUGCCAACUUGGAACCGACUGCUGCGUUGUUCACGAUUGGUCAGGGCAAACCACCAUCUAUUCCUUUUCGCCUAUCUAAAGAUGCACGUGAUUUUAUCAAGCAGUGUUUACAAGUUAAUCCAGACAGCAGGCCCUCUGCUGCUGACCUUCUUGACCAUUCUUUUGUCAGCAGACCACCAAUUUCAAUCGGAUACAGCCGAUCCUAUCAAGAAAGAUGACUGAUAAGUUUUCCGAUCACUUGUUGCCUACCUGUUCGGGUUUGGUGUGGCUUUGCAUCAGUGGUUUGUCAGCCUUCGUUUAUGGGAAGGGAUGGAACAAAAAUAUGAUUUGGUUGGUUAGGCUGGGUCAAUAAGAUACAAACCUGAGGCCUCUCAGCUACAGGGCCUGAAUAUCAAGAUAUCUAAUUCAUCAAGCUAUCUAGUUCAUGUCCCAAGAAAGGGAGAAGGUUUAUUCUCCGACUCCUGGGGUGCUUUUGCAUGGUCGUGAAGUGUUUGGAGCAAGCACAUGAUGGUGUCUUCAUUUAUUAGUAUCCAAGGAGGCAUGGUGGAUAGGGACAAUGGAAGCAGAAAGGCUACAGUUGCUUGCUACAUUGGCACGGUGGGGGAGGAGGGGGGGAGGAUUCCAUUUGCAUCGGUUUAAUUGUGCAUUCAGCCUUGAAACUAACAUAGGAGCCUUCACUAAUGCUGUUGGAGUACGUCAUUUUGUGCUUAUUUGUAUGUGUAUUUGUUCAUGGCAAUCUUGUAUUAUAAGUUUUUUUGUAAUCUUGGUUAAAAAAUGCGAAAAGAAGCUAUCGUCAUUUGUUGGUCA
Messenger RNA from Nymphaea colorata (pocket water lily), 3058 nucleotides. Its product is annotated as mitogen-activated protein kinase kinase kinase 1-like. The record is from RefSeq and is a predicted model, not a curated record. Lineage: Eukaryota; Viridiplantae; Streptophyta; Magnoliopsida; Nymphaeales; Nymphaeaceae. Gene Ontology annotation, biological process: protein phosphorylation. The transcript has 8 exons. Gene Ontology annotation, molecular function: ATP binding; protein kinase activity. Bases 724 to 2469 code for a protein of 581 amino acids.